This is a messenger RNA of Ostreococcus tauri, 1365 nucleotides long. RefSeq names its product Ammonium transporter, conserved site. Gene Ontology annotation, molecular function: ammonium channel activity. The transcript has a single exon. Bases 1 to 1365 code for a protein of 454 amino acids. NCBI's taxonomy places the organism in Eukaryota, Viridiplantae, Chlorophyta, Mamiellophyceae, Mamiellales, Bathycoccaceae. Gene Ontology annotation, cellular component: plasma membrane. The record is from RefSeq and is a predicted model, not a curated record. Gene Ontology annotation, biological process: ammonium transmembrane transport.
AUGUCGACUGCGGUGGAGGAAAGGUCGACGGCGAGUAAGCUGCGAGCGCCGCUCGCGGCGGGCGCGCUCGGAUUGGCCGCGGUGACGCUCGGUGGACCGGCGAGCGCGGCGGCGGCCGCGGUGCCGGCGAUCGUCGCCGCGGACACGUGCUGGAUUUUGAUUUCCAGCGCAUUGGUGCUCUUCAUGACCAUUCCGGGUCUCGCGGCGUUCUACGCCGGUCUGGUGCGACGCACGAACACGCUCAGCGUUCUGAUUCAGUGCUUCGCACUCACUGCGCACAUGUCUGCGCUGUGGUUCCUGUGUGGAUAUUCCCUGUCCUUCAGCACGGUCGGGAUGAAGGAGGGCGUUGUUGGUUUGGCGUCCUUCAUCGGCGGUCUAGACAAAGUGGCGCUCGCCGGGGUAUCCAUGUCCUCCGUCGCGGGUACGAUCCCGGAAGCGCUCUGGGUUUUGUAUCAAAUGACGUUUGCGAUUAUCACGCCGGCACUCAUGAUCGGCUCGCUCGUUGAGCGCAUGAAGUUUAACUCUGUGAUGUGGUUCUCCACGCUUUGGAUGUUCGCCGUUUACUUCCCGGCGUGCCAUAUGGUUUGGGGCGGCGCCGGCGGAUAUUUCGCGGACAUGGGCGUCCUUGACUUCGCCGGUGGCAUUGUCGUACACAUUACCGCCGGUAUCGGUGCGCUCGUUGCCGCCAUGUACCUUGGACCGCGCAAGGAGGCGAAGAUCCAUCAAGGCAACUUGGUGCUCACAUUCCUCGGUACCGCCAUGUUGUGGGUGGGCUGGUUCGGUUUCAACGGUGGUUCCGCCGGUGCGGCGUCUGCCGGUGCCGCUUUCGCUUGCCUCGCGACGCAGCUCUCUGCGUCCGUUGCCGCCAUCGCUUGGACGGCUCUCGACGUGAUUGAGAACGGCAAGGUGUCCGUCCUCGGUACGUGCACGGCGUCCAUUGCCGGUCUUGCGGCCAUCACCCCGGCCGCCGGUUUCAUCGGCCCUGUCGGUGCUUGCUUGAUGGGUCUUGCCUCUGCUAUCGUGUGCCGAUUCUUCUCCACCAAUGUCAAGGAGUACUUCGGCUAUGAUGAUGCCCUUGAUGUCUUCGGAGUUCACGGUAUCGGCGGCUUUUUGGGCACCGUCAUGCUCGGUAUCCUCUGCCACCCGUUCUUCGGCGGAUUCAACGACGUUCCGAUGAUGAAGCAAACCGCCGUGCAAAUGUUCGCCGCCGUUGCUACUGCAGUGUACACCGCUGGCGCCUCUUGGGCAUGCCUCAAGGCGACGGACAUUAUCACGAACGGCAUCCGCGUCCCGGCUGAAGCGGAAGAGAUGGGCCUCGACGUGUAUUCUCACGGCGAGACCGCGUACUCUCCGAUGCCGCGAUAA